Molecule: messenger RNA, 1453 nt
Organism: Culicoides brevitarsis
Lineage: Eukaryota; Metazoa; Arthropoda; Insecta; Diptera; Ceratopogonidae
Gene: aay
Product: phosphoserine phosphatase
Exons: 4
Coding region: 403-1374 (323 amino acids)
Biological process (GO): dephosphorylation; L-serine biosynthetic process
Cellular component (GO): cytoplasm
Molecular function (GO): magnesium ion binding; L-phosphoserine phosphatase activity
Source: RefSeq, a predicted model, not a curated record
UUAUUUGUUUUGUAAAUUAAUAUAAAUAAUUUACUGCUGAACAAUGAAUUUUUAAGUUGUCAAACGGAAAACAGGUUUUACUGUAACGACCACUUGAAAUUAUUGUAUUAUAUUGCAUUUCAAUAGCAGGUGUCUAAUCAUCGUCACUCCAAACACACCAAUAGAAACAGAAGACAGGCAGAAAAACAAAAACAACAAUUAUUCACAAGACUCUUCUAAAUAAACGCUAUAUGUGUUUGUUUGUGUAAGCACAACUUUACAUUCGGACAUAUCAUACGAUUUGAAUAUAGUUGUCGAUAGUUGUAAAGAGAUCGGGUUUGCCUUACACUUCAAACCGUGUCGUAGGGUAUAAAGCAAAUCGUGCAUUGUUAUUUGAGUGUCAGUCUUGAUUUAGUACUUUGCAUGAAAGGGUCGUUCUCUCUAGCAUACAGAACAUACAGGCACAUCAAAUUUGCACAAAAACUUCAAAUCGACAUUCAAAGGAAUCUUUUUAGUCAAACCGGAUUACACAACAAAAGCAAAAUGAAUCGUGUUGGAAUUACUUUGAUCGCAACCACAAUUGAAGGGCAGUCGACAGCAAGUCCCGCAUCCGUGCAACAACUUGCCGUUGGCCCAAUCGUGACGACGCCCACGAGCAACAAGGAAAACAACAAAAUUUCGCAGAAUUUGAGCCAGAAACGGACCAUGGAGCAAUUCAACAAGAAUACAAGUCAAGCGACGGAAAUCUUGAAGGCGUCACAUGUUGUUUGUUUCGACGUCGAUUCGACUGUCAUCAAAGAGGAAGGUAUCGACGAGCUCGCUAAAUUCUGCGGAAAAGGAGAUGAAGUCAAGGAAUUAACGAAAGAAGCCAUGGGAGGCGCAAUGAGUUUUGAAGAAGCCCUUACCCGAAGACUGAAUAUUAUUAGACCCACGCAAGCACAAAUUAAGGAAUUUACUAAAUUGCAUCCCAGCACAAUUACACCGGGAUUACGAGAUCUCAUAAACAAGUUGAAACAAGAAGGCAAACAAAUUUUUUUGAUAUCUGGCGGAUUUGAUUGUCUGAUAAACGAAGUUGCCAUCGAAAUUGGAGUUCCCGUCGAAAAUGUGUACGCCAACAAACUCUACUUUACGUACGACGGACAAUAUGCGGGCUUUGAUUUGACGCAACCCACGAGUCACAGUGGCGGCAAAGCAGAGGCAAUUAAUCUCGUGAGACGUCGCACGGAGGCGCCGCACGAACGAAAAAUCGUCACAAUGAUCGGCGACGGCGCUACAGACAUGGAAGCUGUACCGCCCGCGGAUUACUUCAUCGGAUUUGGCGGAAAUGUUGUGCGGGAAGCCGUGUUCCGGGGCGCUCAGUAUUACACCGUCGACUUUAAAAAUGUUUUGUGGUAAAUGCAUGCCAAUUAAAUUUUAAUGUUAUAAAACGAAUUUUAUAUAAAAAUGAAAAUAUGUGAAUAAAACGUGUCUCUUU